Messenger RNA from Asparagus officinalis (garden asparagus), 2025 nucleotides. RefSeq names its product GDP-Man:Man(3)GlcNAc(2)-PP-Dol alpha-1,2-mannosyltransferase-like. The coding region runs from base 64 to 1461 and encodes 465 amino acids. Gene Ontology annotation, molecular function: GDP-Man:Man(3)GlcNAc(2)-PP-Dol alpha-1,2-mannosyltransferase activity. Gene Ontology annotation, cellular component: endoplasmic reticulum membrane. Gene Ontology annotation, biological process: protein N-linked glycosylation. The record is from RefSeq and is a predicted model, not a curated record. Lineage: Eukaryota; Viridiplantae; Streptophyta; Magnoliopsida; Asparagales; Asparagaceae. The transcript is spliced from 7 exons.
CCGGUCCACGAAGCUUUUCACCCUCAACGAUCAUCUUUUUCCAAAAACCGCCUCAUCCUCACGAUGCCGAUCUUCUUCCUCCUCGCUACAAUAUCCACGUCCCUUGCCCUAAUCUUUGCCUCUCUCUCGACGUCGGUGAUCAUAUCAAGGAGGCGGAGGAGGAGGAGAUCCGUCGGAUUCUUCCAUCCGUACACCAACGACGGCGGCGGAGGGGAGAGGGUCCUUUGGUGCGCGGUUAGGGCAGUUCAAGAGGAGGAUCCCGAUCUCGAGGUCUCGGUUUUCACCGGAGACGAUGCCACGCCAGAGAGCUUGUCUUCUCGAGCGCUCGAUCGAUUCGGCGUCCAGCUUCUUCGCCCUCCGAUGGUUGUUCGGCUGUCCAAAAGGAAGUGGAUUGAGGAGAAGGCCUAUCCACACUUCACUAUGAUUGGACAAAGUAUGGGUUCUGUUUACCUUUCAUGGGAGGCUCUACGAAAAUUUACACCUCAAUUUUAUUUUGACACCAGUGGCUAUGCAUUUACAUAUCCACUUGCCAGGAUAUUCGGAUGCAAAGUAAUUUGCUACACACACUAUCCUACAAUCAGCUCUGAUAUGGUAUCUCGCGUUCGACAGCGUAGUUCAAUGUAUAAUAAUGAGGCUCUGAUUGCUAAAAGUAUUUGGCUAUCCCGAUGCAAGGUAAUUUAUUACGCAUUCUUUAGUUGGUUGUAUGGUUUCGUGGGGUCAUAUGCACAUCUUGCAAUGGUGAAUUCUUCAUGGACAAAAUCCCAUAUUGAGAACUUAUGGAAGAUUCCUGACCGUACUAGGAGAGUUUACCCUCCAUGUGAUACAUCAUCUCUACAGGAGCUCCCAUUGACAAGGGCAGCCGAGGUUCCUAUAUUUAUAUCUGUAGCCCAAUUUCGGCCAGAAAAGGCUCACACCCUUCAACUUGAGGCAUUUUCACUUGCUGUCCAGAGACUUGACUCUGACUUGCCUAAACCUAAGCUCCAGUUUGUUGGUAGUUGUAGAAAUAAGGAAGAUCUCGGGAGGUUGCAAAACUUAAAAGAUAAAUCUAGGGAAUUAAAUAUGGAUGAGCAUGUGGAAUUCCACAAGGAUAUAACGUACAGGGACUUGAUACGACUUCUCGGAGGUGCUAUUGCAGGCCUUCAUUCCAUGAUUGAUGAGCAUUUUGGCAUAAGUGUUGUAGAGUACAUGGCAGCUGGUGCCAUCCCAAUCGCCCAUAAUUCAGCUGGCCCCAGAAUGGAUAUAGUUCUAGGUGAAGAUGGAUGCCAAACGGGAUUUCUCGCUUCUAAUAAAGAAGAAUAUGCGGAUGCUAUCCUAAAGGUUUUAAAUAUGACAGAGGCAGAGAGGCUCACACUUGCUGCAGCUGCAAGAAAGCGAGCUCAGAGAUUUUCGGAGCAGAAAUUCUAUGAGGAUUUUAGAGCAGCAAUUCACCCGCUCAUCGCUAAUCCAACAGCUUUGAGGUGAAGAAAGAGAAAAGUGUACUUCCAAAGGGUUUUCCCCUCUGCAACAAGGCAUGCUAUGGUGCAUGGCAGUUACCCUUUAAAAUCUUAUGAUCGAAAGGGUUGUGAUGCUAGUCAAGAGAUGUGCAGUGGUGGAGAUAAGACGAUGCAUGAUAAAGCGACAUGAAUUCUAAUUUACGGGGUCCUUAUUUUUGUGAGCGCACAGUGCUGAUCUUUCCCUCUUUAUUUUAUACCUGCUAGAGUGGAAACUUGUUGACUUCCGUAUAAAAGGGUAUAUACGGUUUUUUAACUCGUGCUGAUGGUGGGGGGAAAGAAAACUGAUAUGUAGAUACUUUUGACACAAAAAGAGAGAGAGAGAGAUGUUACCCUCUGUUUUGGGUCAUUGAGUUCGACGAAAAAUAUAUAGCAUGAUAGCAUGAGAGUAUGUACAGAUAAGCGAAGGAGGAGCAUGUAAGUCGAAACUAUGAUUUUGAAUGGUUGCAUAAUUUCAACUCCCAUGCUCGUCCUUCGUUUAUGUUUACAUACUGUCAUAAUGUAUAUUUCAAUAAAACCUAUGCCUGUUCCUGAA